ACUCACUCAUCAGCUCACGUUGCAGUGUGGCACUGCACAAUGUGCAACCUUGUGCUGAGAGACUAAUCCAUUCUCAUGCACUGCCACUAUAUUCUAUUUUGUCUCUCACUGCACCACUCUUCAUUACCUUAAUUACUCAGAGAGAGAGAGACAUGAUAUUCUUCAAAAUUUACAUUUGAUAUUUUUGUAUCAUACGAUCCAUUUGUCCUGUUAGGUAAUUAAUUAUAGUCAUAGACACAAAAUUCAACGUGGGGUUGGGUUUGGUUGGGUCGGGCUUGGUUUUUCUUUUCUGAAUCUUUACUUCAGAAUAAUAGUUUGGUGUGAUUUCCAUUACUGUUGUCGUUGCCUCGCAGCUUUCAUUAUGUCCUUCAACUUUCCGUGACUUUCAAGGUUUCCAAAUUGAAUUACUAUUCUUUUCGGAGGUCUAUGAUCGUGGAGUGGUAAGGCAAGAGUGGUUAGGGUUUUGGGCUGGUGUUUUUGUGAAGCUUGAGAUCAGGAAUUAAUUUCAGUGGUUCAGAGAAUGGCAACGGAUUCUUCAAAUGGUAAUGGACAUCACCAGACAACAACAAAGCAGCCUCCUUUGCCAUCUCCCCUGCGCUUUUCCAAAUUUUUUCAGUCCAACAUGAGAAUCUUGGUUACUGGAGGAGCUGGAUUCAUUGGGUCUCACUUAGUUGACAGAUUGAUGGAAAAUGAAAAAAAUGAGGUCAUUGUUGCUGACAACUACUUCACUGGAUCCAAGGAUAACCUCAAAAAGUGGAUUGGUCAUCCAAGAUUUGAGCUUAUCCGUCAUGAUGUCACGGAGCCUUUAUUGAUCGAGGUUGAUCAGAUCUACCAUCUUGCAUGCCCUGCCUCUCCUAUUUUCUACAAAUACAAUCCAGUAAAGACAAUAAAGACAAAUGUGAUUGGCACACUGAACAUGCUUGGGCUCGCUAAGCGAGUAGGAGCAAGGAUUCUGCUUACAUCAACUUCAGAGGUAUAUGGGGAUCCUCUUGUGCAUCCCCAACCUGAAAGUUAUUGGGGCAAUGUUAACCCUAUUGGAGUUCGUAGUUGCUAUGAUGAGGGGAAACGGGUGGCUGAGACAUUGAUGUUUGAUUACCAUAGGCAGCAUGGAAUUGAAAUACGCAUUGCAAGAAUCUUUAACACAUAUGGACCACGCAUGAAUAUUGAUGAUGGGCGUGUUGUCAGCAACUUCAUUGCUCAAGCACUGCGGGGGGAACCAUUGACAGUCCAAUGUCCGGGAACACAAACUCGAAGUUUCUGUUAUGUCUCUGACCUGGUUGAUGGCCUUAUCCGUCUCAUGGAAGGAUCAAACACCGGACCAAUCAACCUUGGAAACCCAGGUGAAUUUACAAUGACUGAACUUGCUGAGACAGUUAAAGAGCUUAUUAAUCCAGGUGUGGAGAUCAAGAUGGUGGAGAACACUCCUGAUGACCCACGACAAAGAAAACCAGACAUCACAAAAGCAAAGGAAUUGUUGGGCUGGGAGCCAAAGGUCAAGUUGCGUGAUGGUCUUCCUCGUAUGGAAGAGGAUUUCCGUCUGAGGCUUGGAGUUGGCAAAAAGAAUUAACUUGUUUUUCGCUCCUUUGGUGACAUGUUAAAGUAGAAUAAUAAGUGAGAUGGGUCUGGCCCGUUUUCAAAAUUUUCGUCAUUAUAGUUAUUGUUACGAUUAUGAUACUGAGAAAGUUGGGGGGCCUGAAAUUUGGCAUCUACAGCUAUCAGAUUGCUAUAUUUGUUGUUUUGUUUAGCAAAAGACUGCAGCAUGUCACUACAAAUUUUGCUGUUUGUAAGACGAUUGAAUUGAAAUUCUUUCCUUUAUUCUGGUUAUCUUUUCAACUUUCCUUUGUUAAGUGUCUUUGAGAACUGAGCUUGAGGAAUUUUAAUUACAUAGUCCGGAAUCAUCAUGCCA
This is a messenger RNA of Glycine soja, 1906 nucleotides long. RefSeq names its product UDP-glucuronic acid decarboxylase 6. Lineage: Eukaryota; Viridiplantae; Streptophyta; Magnoliopsida; Fabales; Fabaceae. Gene Ontology annotation, cellular component: cytoplasm. The transcript has 14 exons. The record is from RefSeq and is a predicted model, not a curated record. Bases 521 to 1567 code for a protein of 348 amino acids. Gene Ontology annotation, biological process: D-xylose metabolic process. Gene Ontology annotation, molecular function: UDP-glucuronate decarboxylase activity; NAD+ binding.